GCUAAUGGAGAAACUAUUCAAGAUAUUUGUGUACAAAGAAGGAGAACCGCCUCUAUUUCACUAUGGUCCUUGCAAGAACAUAUACUCAAUGGAAGGCAUGUUCAUUAACCUAAUGGAAGCAAACAACCAUUUUCAAACUCUUAAUCCUGACAAAGCUCAUGUCUAUUUCCUUCCCUUUAGUGUUGUUAUGAUCCUCGAACACCUUUUCGAUCCAAUCAUUCGCGAUAAGGCCGUCUUGGAACGCAUUCUUCGUGAUUAUGUUCGUACUGUAUCGACAAAAUACCCAUACUGGAAUAGAAGCCUUGGAGCUGAUCAUUUUAUGCUUUCAAGCCAUGAUUGGGGGCCUCGAGCUACAUGGUACGUGCAUCAAAUGUAUUUCACUUCUAUACGAGUAUUAUGCAAUGCAAAUACAUCUGAGUUCUUUAAUCCAAGAAAAGAUGUACCACUUCCAGAGAUUAAUCUCCUCACAGGAAACAUUAAUGGACUUGUUGAAGCAUUGCCAAAGUCAAACAAGACAAUCCUAGGGUUCUUUGCAGGACGAUCACACGGUCGAAUUCGGCCUAUACUUUUCCGACACUGGGAAGAAAAAGAUGAAGAUAUAAGAGUUUAUAGCAAAAUUCCACCAGAAUUAUCUUAUGAUGAAAUGAUGAAAAGUAGCAAAUUUUGCCUAUGUCCAAGUGGUUAUGAAGUUGCAAGUCCAAGAAUUGUGGAGGCUAUAUAUGCAAACUGUGUACCAGUUUUGAUCUCACAAAAUUAUGUGCUGCCCUUUAGUGAUGUUCUUGAUUGGGAUAAGUUCUCAAUACAAGUUUCAGUAAGUGAAUUACCAAACUUGAAAAAUAUUUUACUAGGAAUUUCUGAGGAAAGAUAUGAAAAAAUGGUAGAGGGAGUGAGACAAGUGCAAAGGCAUUUUGUCAUAAAUGAUCCACCAAAGAGAUAUGAUGUGUUUCACAUGAUUAUUCACUCUAUAUGGUUGAGGAGAUUGAAUGUCAGAAUACAUGGUUGAAUUAAAUUUCUUGAUUUCAAAUCAUACUACAUAUGGAUUAAAAUACUAAAGAACGGCCCGAUGCACUAAGCUCCCGCUAUGCGCGGGGUUCGGGGAAGGGCCGGACCACGGGGUCUAUUGUACAGCCUUACCCUGCAUUUCUACAAAAGUUUGUUUCCACCGCUCGAACCUGUGACCAGGAUGGCAACAACCUUUCCUGUUACGCCAAUUACGUUGAGGCUC
Nicotiana tabacum (common tobacco) is the source of this 1225-nucleotide messenger RNA. RefSeq names its product putative glycosyltransferase At3g07620. Gene Ontology annotation, molecular function: glycosyltransferase activity. The record is from RefSeq and is a predicted model, not a curated record. Lineage: Eukaryota; Viridiplantae; Streptophyta; Magnoliopsida; Solanales; Solanaceae.